AUGUCCACGCCGCCAGUUCGACAGUGGGGAGUCACUCCUCCCAUUUCAACUGCUCUUCCUACCUCAGACGAACUCGCUGCCAAUGAUGAUUUAAUCUCCGAGCUCAAGACUCAAAAUAACUUUGAGAGCCCUGCGGAGACUGAGCGGAGGAAACAAGUGCUUCAGCUUCUUCAGCGCGUCGCUCUCGAAUUCGUCAAGGUUGUCAGUCGCAAGAAGGGAUUAUCCCCUGCAGCAGUUGAAGCUGCAGGAGGAAAGAUCUUCACCUAUGGAAGUUAUCGCCUGGGUGUUUAUGGUCCUGGCUCGGAUAUCGAUACGCUGGUCGUCGGACCGAAGCAUGUCCUCAUCGACGAUUUCUUCUCGGAUUUCCCUCCUGUGCUCGAGAAGAUGGCUCCCCCUGGGGCUAUCGAAAAGAUGACGCCUGUUCCUGACGCCUUCGUGCCUAUCAUCAAGAUGGAGUUGUCUGGCAUCAGUAUCGAUUUGAUCUUCGCUCGUUUGAUCGUGUCUUCCGUUCCUCUCAAUCUCGACCUGAAGAAUAAUGAUUAUCUAAGGGGACUUGAUGAGAAGGAAGUUCGGUCGUUGAACGGUACCCGAGUCACAGAUGAAAUUCUGGAGCUGGUGCCCCAGCAGAAGACAUUCCGCCUUGCCCUGCGCGCAAUCAAACUAUGGGCCCAGCGUCGGGCAAUCUACUCCAAUAUCGUAGGUUUUCCGGGUGGUGUUGCCUGGGCCAUGCUGGUGGCACGAGUGUGUCAACUCUACCCUCAGGCCACUGGCUCCGUGAUUGUCGGCAAGUUCUUUCGCAUCAUGAACAAGUGGGCGUGGCCUCAGCCUGUCUUACUCAAGCCGAUUGAAGAUGGACCCCUUCAGAUCAAAGUUUGGAACCCAAAGAUUUACCAUGGUGACCGAUUCCACCUUAUGCCCAUCAUCACCCCCGCCUACCCAUCGAUGUGUGCGACGCACAAUGUCUCGAUGUCUACGAAGGCCGUCAUUCUCCGUGAGCUUCAGCGGGGAGGCGAUAUCGUUGAUAAGAUUUUUCUAAAGCAAAUGACUUGGAACGAUCUUUUCGCUCGUCACUCAUUCUUUACACAGGAUUACAAAUACUAUCUUAGCAUUACUGCGUCGAGUAAGACUAAGGAGGCAGAAUCUGUCUGGUCUGGUCUGGUCGAAUCUAAAAUCAGACAUUUGGUCGGAGCUCUAGAUCGCAAAAAUACAAUUGCCGUGGCUCACCCAUUUCCAAAGGGUUUCGAGAGGGUACACCUUGUCUCCAGUGAGGAAGAAGCAGAGGCCGUCAAGAACGGCUCUACUAAGUACCAGGACAAAGGCACAAAGACUGAAACCACAGAUGAGACGAACGAUAUUGCGCACCAGGCUGCCGCGCAGAACGGAGUAGAGAACGCCGAGGUUGAACCUGUUGGUCAGAAAGAAAAUGGCGAUAGUCGGACGAUCUACACUACGACUUAUUACAUCGGACUGGAAUUGAAGCCUUUGGAACCAGGUGCGUCUCGGUCGCUGGACAUCUCUACCGAUGCUCAGAUCUUCAAAUCAACAUGCACCUCGUGGGCGGGAUACCAACCCGGUAUCAACGAUCUGGCAAUUACACACGUUCGCAACUUCGACCUUCCAGAUGAUGUUUUCCAGCCAGGAGAGACCCGUCCCACUCGGCCCAAGAAGAAGAUCAUCAGAAGACCCGAAGCGGGUGCUCAGAAACGAGGCAUCGAAUCAGUGGACGAUCCAUCGCACUCCGCUGCAAAGCGCCACGUCGCGUCCAACGGCAUCUCCAGCACGCCAACUCCCGCAUGA
This is a messenger RNA of Aspergillus clavatus NRRL 1, 1797 nucleotides long. Its product is annotated as polynucleotide adenylyltransferase. Gene Ontology annotation, cellular component: nucleus. The record is from RefSeq and is a predicted model, not a curated record. Lineage: Eukaryota; Fungi; Ascomycota; Eurotiomycetes; Eurotiales; Aspergillaceae. The coding region runs from base 1 to 1797 and encodes 598 amino acids. The transcript is spliced from 8 exons. Gene Ontology annotation, molecular function: poly(A) RNA polymerase activity; RNA binding.